Molecule: messenger RNA, 1122 nt
Organism: Gavia stellata (red-throated loon)
Lineage: Eukaryota; Metazoa; Chordata; Aves; Gaviiformes; Gaviidae
Gene: DRD4
Product: dopamine receptor D4
Exons: 4
Coding region: 1-1122 (373 amino acids)
Biological process (GO): adenylate cyclase-inhibiting dopamine receptor signaling pathway; adenylate cyclase-activating adrenergic receptor signaling pathway
Cellular component (GO): plasma membrane
Molecular function (GO): G protein-coupled receptor activity; dopamine neurotransmitter receptor activity, coupled via Gi/Go
Source: RefSeq, a predicted model, not a curated record
AUGGGGAACGGCAGCGCCGGGGCCGCGCCCUGCAACGGCACCGCGCCACCGCCGCCGCCGGCGGGCGGCCACAACAUCGCCGCCCUGGUGCUGGGCAUCGUCCUCAUCCUGCUCAUCGUGGGCGGCAACGGGCUGGUGUGCCUCAGCGUCUGCACCGAGCGGGCGCUGAAGACCACCACCAACUACUUCAUCGUCAGCCUCGCCGUCGCCGACCUGCUGCUCGCCCUCCUCGUCCUGCCCCUCUACGUCUACUCCGAGUUCCAGGGAGGCGUGUGGUCCCUCAGCACGGUGCUGUGCGAUGCCCUGAUGACCAUGGACGUGAUGCUGUGCACGGCCUCCAUCUUCAACCUCUGUGCUAUCAGUGUGGAUCGGUUUAUUGCUGUUUCAAUCCCACUGAACUACAACCGGCGACAAAUCGACCUGCGGCAGUUGAUCCUUAUAUCCACCACCUGGAUAUUCGCCUUUGCUGUAGCAUCCCCAGUCAUAUUUGGCCUCAACAACGUCCCAAACCGGGACCCCAGCCUGUGUCAGCUGGAGGAUGACAACUACAUCGUGUACUCCUCCAUCUGCUCCUUCUUCAUCCCUUGCCCCGUCAUGCUGGUGCUCUACUGCGCCAUGUUCCAAGGACUCAAGCAUUGGGAAGAAGCCAGGAAGGCCAAGCUAAGGGGCAGCAUCUACGGGGCCAACAGGAAGCUGUAUCACCCCUCAACCUUUAUUGAGAGAGAGCAGACCAGACUGGAGCCAGAGGAGUGCAACCCUUACGCCCGCUCUGCCCACCCUGGGGACUAUGUGAUGAACAAUGGGAUCCAGACUCUCUCCUACCCACACCUCAAGUACCCACACCCAGGACACAGUCGGAAGCGGGCCAAGAUCAACGGCCGGGAGCGGAAGGCCAUGCGGGUGCUGCCUGUCGUUGUCGGUGCUUUCCUCUUCUGCUGGACACCUUUUUUUGUGGUCCACAUUAUGAGGGCUCUCUGCAAGUCCUGCACCAUUCCCACUCAAGUCACCAGCACUGUCACUUGGCUGGGUUACGUCAACAGUGCUCUCAACCCCAUCAUUUAUACCGUUUUCAACGCAGAGUUCAGGAACUUCUUCUGCAAAGUCUUGCACCUCUUCUGCUGA